Penicillium subrubescens is the source of this 753-nucleotide messenger RNA. RefSeq lists its product as uncharacterized. The transcript has a single exon. NCBI's taxonomy places the organism in Eukaryota, Fungi, Ascomycota, Eurotiomycetes, Eurotiales, Aspergillaceae. The coding region runs from base 1 to 753 and encodes 250 amino acids. The record is from RefSeq and is a predicted model, not a curated record.
AUGUACAAGACCACGACCUCACUGGAACUUCAUCGUCUCGACAGGCCAAGCCUACAAAACCCCCAGAAAAUAUUCCAGUCGGAUGAGGACAGUACGACCAAGUCCGAUGCUGGGGAACACCACUCUGCUGCCCCGCCUGUAACCUCACCACUAGUCACAGGGACGCAGUACGAGUUCUAUCCAGACCUCUACAUGGACAUGGGCUCCCAUAGAGACCCGGAUUCAUGCUGCAACGGGCAGGUAUCUAUGCAGCCACGACCUGUCUCCAUGGACAUUGUCAAGCGUCGUAGUGAUAUCUCUUUGGUGGAAGACACAUAUGUGCUUGACCCAGAAGAGAAAAUGGCUCUGGGACUACCCUCACUGGAUAGGCUCCCUGCAUUUGGGUCUAAUUUCUUCCUGCAGCUGGUGACCCAUGUCCCACCGAAUUCGUCACCAUUCAACAGUCCUAGAUCUCGCACACCAUUACGGUCAUCAGCCUUCUCGGUAGAGAGCGCUGAGAUCCAGACUGCAAAGAAGGUUUCCUUGAAGAAGCCUCCUACUUCUCCGACAUUGGUUUUCACCAACUCUCUGAACACACGGUCGAACAGCCCCAGGAAUCAUAACCCCUCUCGAACGCGGGACAGAGAGUUGUGCAUUUCUGAUUGUAGAUUUGCUAAUGGGAUGGAAGUCCCUCGCCCAACGGACAUCAAUCCUGAAAGGAUGGAGGUGCGCACUACUUCCACUAUCCCAGGGUGUCCAGCCAACGCACUAUGA